Messenger RNA from Gambusia affinis (western mosquitofish), 2553 nucleotides. RefSeq names its product FA complementation group G (gene fancg). The record is from RefSeq and is a predicted model, not a curated record. The transcript has 14 exons. Gene Ontology annotation, molecular function: protein binding. Gene Ontology annotation, biological process: interstrand cross-link repair. Lineage: Eukaryota; Metazoa; Chordata; Actinopteri; Cyprinodontiformes; Poeciliidae. Gene Ontology annotation, cellular component: Fanconi anaemia nuclear complex. The coding region runs from base 169 to 2025 and encodes 618 amino acids.
CAGAAUGGACGGUGGCGCUAGUGCACCUCUCGCCCCAAUGCCAGAAGAAGAAGUCUUCACGGUAGUGAGGUUUUGGACUUCCGGUUGUGAACGAGGGAAAGUUAAGCAACCGCUUUUUUUUUUUUUGAUUUUUUUUUUACUAUAAACAGUGAUGUAGUUUCUGACAAAAUGAUUCAGUCAACAAGUUUAUUGGAAAGCUGGACUCAGGAAAAUAACCAGCUAGCUUCCAGCUGUAAGCAGCAGGAUGGACAAGAUGCACCGAACAGAGAGCAUAACCUGUUCAGGCAGAGACGAUGGUCUUCUGACUUUCACAAACUUCUCAGAAAAAUACAAGGCAUUCCUCCUCAUUUGGAUUGUGCACAGCUGGAGCUUUCUGUCGCUUAUAACACUUGUGUGUGCUUUACUACUCAGUCUCAGUUUGAUGAGGCUGAGCUGCUCCUCACACAGAGCGCCCAGAGACUGCUUCAGAUAGCAGGAGAUGAUCCUGGUACUUCUGACCCUUCUGUGGUUUGGAGAGCAGCUCUUAAAUCAGUGAUUGGCACAGCUUUGCGUCGUUAUGUCCUGAGCCUCCUCUGUUUGCAGUGGGGAAUAUGGCUGGCCAAGAGCCGCCUGAACGCCGUGCAAGACUUUCAGGAGGAGAUUUCUCUUUUGGAGGCACAAAGUGGAGCAGUUGGGAAUGAUUGUAGGACUGAAACAAAGGAAAAGAUCCCAAAUAUUCCCAUACUUGUUCUGGACCCAAGAAGGCUUGUUGAUCUGUUGAAGAUCUGCACUGCAAUUGUCCAAGGUGCAGAAAAGCUGACUGAGGGUUGGAGUGUGCUUUCUGCUCUGCAGGCUGCUUCUGCCUCGCCUGCUCCCAGAGCUCUCAUCGCUUACACACACCUCCUCUCGGGUUCCUGCCUCGCCCAUAUGAACCGCCCUCAGAUGGCACUGCAGUGUUACCGAAAGGCUCUGGAGACGGACCCCCGCUGUGUUUGUGCUCUCUAUCAGAGCGCACUCAUCUACAGGCGGUUGGAAAACUCGCAGGCCGAGAUGCAGGCUCUUCACAUACUGCACUCGAUUUUGCUAUUACCCUCGAGUACAGAACCUGCCGUGGCUGCAGGCCAUCUCCUCUCACCGUCCUUAUUUCUCUGCAGCCAAUCACUGAGCAGCCUGCUCUCUGUCCCAUCUGCCCUCAGUGUCCUUCACAGUCUGGCUCUCAAAUGCGUGAUCCACAGCAGCGUGUCAGAAGGCGUGGAGUGUUAUCUGGACCUGCUUGCUGCUCUUCAGUCAGAAGAUCAGCAUGGAGUUCAUGCUGCGGUCUCCACCCUCCCCAAGUUACCUAGACUCUACCUCGAGGCUGGAGCUGCCUUACUGAUGGCCCAGCGGCCUGCAGACUGUAUGGCACUUUGUGAUGAGGUCAUCGGGUCGACUCUGGAUCUGCUUCCGGAAAAAGUGUUGUUGGACGAUCCAGGGGAUGGAAGACUGUCCGGGAGCAGGGAGAUGACAGAGGAGGCAGAAAAUGGGUUGGUAAGGCUGCUCUGGACAGCAGCAGCCAACCUCCUUCAGGGUCACUGCUACUCUCAGCUGAAGGACUGGAAGCAAGCAGUAACCCACUACACAAGGUGCAUCAACCUGUUGGUGAAGGUGCACUAUAAAGACACAGGUUUCUCUCUACAAAUGCCCUGCACAGAUAAAUGCCCUGAGCAGGGUGUAGACUUGUGUGUCCUCCAAAGAUUAAAGGGACUUUCAUUAGCUGGUAGGGGAAUCAGCUUUGCCCAGAUAGACCGGCUGAAAGAGUCCCUCAGAGACCUUCACCUCAGCCUGCAGGCCCACCCAGAAGGUGUGAGUGCCAGGCGGUGGUAUGGGGAGGUGCUGUGGAGGCUGGACAGGAAGCAGGAGGCGGCUGCUUGUUGGGAACAGACCUGGAGCGAUCCCAUUCCAUCCUUAACAGAGGCUCUUCCUGUGUAUGCACAAGAACUUCAGUCUGGACCGUCGCUGGAUUCUGCAGUGCUGCAACAAAAACUACAAGAACCUGGUCCUACCUAGUCAGCUUAGAGAAUAAAGAAGUAAGCCUUAUCACUUAAUGAAUGUUUGGGAUGGCCUGUGCAAUAAAACUCAAAAUACUAGCAAAAAAAAUAAAUAAAUAUCUGGAGAGACUGAAAUAAAGAAACUAUAUUUAUGAAAACCCAUCAUGUGAUCUGUGUGUGCACAUUUCCCUGUAGGUAUGUUACUAUCAGUUAGUCAGCACCUGCAGAAUUUGCUUUUCGUAGCAACCGCCCUACAACUUUUAGAUGCUUUCCUGCCCUGGCACACCUGAACCAAAUUAAUCACUUAUUACCAGGCCUCUGCAGGUUAGAACGCCCUUUGAUUCAGAUAUGUUGUGGAAGAGAUGCAUCCAAGAGUUACAAAAUAGCAGCUCUCAGGAACAGGACUUGUAGAGCCUCCAGACAGAGUCUAGAUGGUGUAUUCAUGACUACACAGCUGAUGACUCCACCACCUGAAGAACAACUUGCAAGUUGAGGCUUUGAGAACUUUUGCUAUAAUGUAAAGAAAUUAAACGGAUUCUGAAUAAUA